Caenorhabditis briggsae is the source of this 1053-nucleotide messenger RNA. NCBI's taxonomy places the organism in Eukaryota, Metazoa, Nematoda, Chromadorea, Rhabditida, Rhabditidae. The coding region runs from base 1 to 1053 and encodes 350 amino acids. The transcript has 4 exons. The record is from RefSeq and is a predicted model, not a curated record.
AUGAAUUUCACCUACUUGUACACGCCAAAAUUUCUCUCUACAAGUCUUCAUGUAAUGACUUGUAUCGAAAUACCCGUUCAUAUAUUUGGGGUCUAUAUAAUUCUUUGGAAAACUCCGGAAGCUAUGAAGUCAGUUAAACGGAGCAUGUUCAAUUUACACUUCUGGAGUUCGUCAUUAGACUUAACCAUUAGCUUAUUUACCACUCCAUUCGUCUUGUUUCCAGCUAUGGCUGGGUAUCCUUUGGGUCUUUUGAGAGAGCUUGGGGUAACAACGGCUGCACAGGUUUAUUUGGUUGUGUCUAUUUUUGCAGUUGUUGGCAUUUCCGUUCUCGGGAUUUUCGAGAAUCGAUUUUUCGUACUCUUCGCUGAAAAUUCCUUCUGGAAGUAUUCCCGAAUUCCAUUUCUUCUUAUUAACUACAUUUUAUGCUUUCUAUUUUUCAUCCCUCCUUAUCUCAACAUUCCAGAUCAAGCAUAUGCUGUGGAAGUCGUGCAUAACGAACUCUCCGAGUCUUCAACCAAUCUUCCAUUCUGGAUAACAAAUGGUCCAGUUUUUGUGCUUUCUACAAAUGCUGCAUAUGCUUUCAUCUCAGUGAUGCUAAUGAUUCUUUUCAUUAUUGGAGAAUGCGUAAUAUUUAUUUUUCUUUUGGCAUUCAAUACCAAGUGUAUGGCUAGAAAAAUUCAUUUAUCCAAAACCACUUUGAGAAUCCAGCGAAAGUUUCUAAACGCGUUACAUGUGCAGAUGUACACCCCACUUGUUAUUCUGAUAGUUCCUCUGAUCUACGUGGCGUAUUCCGUAUACUUCCGUGAAUAUAACCAAGCCAUCAACAACGUUUGCUUCAUUAUGAUAUCCUUUCACGGGUUGGCAUCCACUAUCAUCAUGUUGCUCAUUCAUAGAUCAUAUCGAGAAGUUUGUAUGGAGAUUUUUUGUAUGAAAUUAAGUUACAAAACGACACCAGCUAUGGAAUCAAGGCGGAAUAGCUUUGUGUCGCAUGUGCCAAAGACACAAUUGAGACAUGAUAGUGUGAUAAUGGUGUCUCAUCAAAUAACAUAUUGA